Molecule: messenger RNA, 1378 nt
Organism: Nasonia vitripennis (jewel wasp)
Lineage: Eukaryota; Metazoa; Arthropoda; Insecta; Hymenoptera; Pteromalidae
Product: trafficking protein particle complex subunit 11-like
Exons: 2
Coding region: 996-1241 (81 amino acids)
Cellular component (GO): cytoplasm
Source: RefSeq, a predicted model, not a curated record
AGUGAUAAGCAGCAACGUAAGCGAUUAUUAGUAAUUAUAUUACCCUGUUUAGGAUUGCUUAAAAUAAUUAAGCUGACAUAAGUUAUUUGAAUUUAAUUGUUUUCCGACCCUAGCAGACGACUAUUAUGUGAGAUGGCUCGAAACGCAUGCGCGGCGCGCACAUAUAUCUAUAUAUGUAUAUCUAUAGGUAUAUGUGGCAAUAACGGCGACGAGACGUCAACUAUAUACAUAUAUUAGGCUGCGUCCACAAUUGAGCGUAUACGUUAGGGUUUACAAGGAGUUUACGUAGAACAUAACGUUUUGGGCAGUACUGCCAAUCCACUGUAGCAGACUGCAGUUGAAACGAAGGAACACACCUGCUCAAAAUUUAACCUAUAAAAAUGUUUAAAUUUGAAUUGUAUGGUAAUAAAUUGUAAAAUUCUUUUUUCAAAUAAAAUUAUAAAAUUUUGUAAGAGAAUGUAUUAUAACAAAUUAGUUUCUGAUUAAAAAAAAGGUCUACCACUGUCUCAAAAAAGGAAAGGAGAAUAAAAAAUAACGCACAUUACCAAAUGAAAAAUUUAUUAUUAUAAUUAGUUAAAUAGCAUAGGAAAUGAUUGUAUGAUUAUGUUCUUCAUUGUAUAAGUAAGCGAUUAAUAGCUUCAAACUGAAAGACGAAUCAUACGUAUUUUAUUUUAAAAUAACUUGAAAUUUUGCUCAUGCUAAAAUUUUGUCCAGCUUAUAGUUUAUAAUUAAUUGAACAUAGUUUUGACAUUAAAUUUGGUUUACAAUAUAUUGCUUCAAUCUUCAGAAAAGCCAUUUUGAAUUGAUGUCUUGCAAAUAAGUAUCGAUGGGCAGUUUUGUAUAAUUGUUCUCUAUGACUCUUUACUAUUCGAUAUUCUUGAUGAUAAAAAAUCAAUAAUAUUUUUUUUCUCAGAGCUGCCUUAGAAGGGAGGAAUACAAAAAUAGCUGUACUAUUGAUACAAAGGGAAGCCCCUCCACCUCCUGGUACUGAAGAUAUGGUAGCUACAGAGCGAGCAACUGCACUUUGUGCUGCAUGCGAGUUACCAGCAAAAACUCUUUAUUUUUUACCUUAUGCAGACCAUUUAUUAGGCUACACAUUUAGAUUAGAGCAUAUUUUAUACAACUUAGCCCAAAGUUUUUAUCAUCAAGAAUAUCGAAUAGUAAAGAGUCAUAGAGAACAAUUAAACAAAACUGCCCAUCGAUACUUAUUUGCAAGACAUCAAUUCAAAAUGGCUUUCUGAAGAUUGAAGCAAUAUAUUGUAAACCAAAUUUAAUGUCAAAACUAUGUUCAAUUAAUUAUAAACUAUAUGCUGGACAAAAUUAGUUAUUUUAAAAUAAAAUACGUAUUCAAGUUAUUUUAAAAUAAAAUACGUAUGAU